Molecule: messenger RNA, 762 nt
Organism: Ascochyta rabiei
Lineage: Eukaryota; Fungi; Ascomycota; Dothideomycetes; Pleosporales; Didymellaceae
Exons: 2
Coding region: 1-762 (253 amino acids)
Source: RefSeq, a predicted model, not a curated record
AUGCGCCACCAGAAGUUGGUGGUGGCUUGUGACGUAUUCCUACAUCACUCUUCGUACACUGCUCUUAUUCCUCCUUCUCUUCCGUUGACAGUGGGGAGCACCUUGGUCUACCGACAGUUCACCAUCUCCAACAUGUCCGCCAUCACCAUCGUCGAAAGCUUGGAGCAGAGCAACGAAAUCGAGAUUGAUCUCUUUGAGUGGACGUUAGUGGGCAUCACCACUGUCAUCGGUGGCAUGAAGCUCCAAUGCUACAACAGACACGAUGCGUGUGGCAAGCUCAAGGAGCGCAUAUUGGACAGCGCUUUCCUUCGCAACACCGAGCUGAAUACUGCCCUUGGUUUGAAAAACGGCACUCCGCCAUCUGAACAGCCCUCAGGCCUCUCGCCCAAGGACAAUGGCAAUGUGGCUCAUACAAUCAACAACGCAAUAUGCCAAAACAACGACACGCAGGACUCAGAUGCAGAUAGAGCUGGCAAUCUAGAUGCCAAGAUGGAGAACGAGGAUAGCCAUGCCUUGGACGAUAUAUACAUGACAUGUGACAUGGCCGCAGAAGUUGAGUGUCGCCUGCAGAAAGUAGCGAAUCUGCUCUACCGCACGAGACAGCACGCUGCGGUGGCAGAUCUGGACAAGACCUUGAAAUCGAUGGACGAUAUCCGCAAUGCGCUUGGCAGGCAGCGCAAACGUUACGGGGACCAGCGGCUUUAUCAGUCUGCUGAGCUCAAGAGGAUAUCCAAGGACAAGAGGAGGGACUGUGCUGAAUAG